Molecule: messenger RNA, 1674 nt
Organism: Cimex lectularius (bed bug)
Lineage: Eukaryota; Metazoa; Arthropoda; Insecta; Hemiptera; Cimicidae
Gene: beta4GalT7
Product: xylosylprotein 4-beta-galactosyltransferase
Exons: 5
Coding region: 111-1055 (314 amino acids)
Biological process (GO): proteoglycan biosynthetic process; carbohydrate metabolic process
Molecular function (GO): xylosylprotein 4-beta-galactosyltransferase activity
Source: RefSeq, a predicted model, not a curated record
UGUUACCUCCAGACGACUGUGUUGGUGUUUGUUUAUGUGUUCAUUCUUUAAUAAACACCUCUGACCAGGCCGUGCUAAAGAGGCUCGAUAUGUAAAAAGUACAUUAUAUAAUGUACAUUUCUUUAUUCAAAACAGUCCGCUUUAGAUAUUUAUUUAUGUGCAUAUUUACCACUUUUCUCCUGGGAUGUGCUAUAUCUCUCUAUUCGAUACCGACUGGGGCCAAGGAAGUAUGCGAGUGCAAGGAAGUGGUUCAUGAGGACAAGGAAGUUAACAGCGAACACACACUGGGAGUGGUUGUACCUUUCAGAGAACGCCUCGAAGAAUUGCUGGAGUUUGCGCCUCACAUUCGAUCAUUCCUGAAUAAACAAAAAGUCAAACAUAAAAUCUUUGUUAUUAACCAGGUGGACCAGUAUAGAUUCAACAGGGCCUCAUUGAUAAAUGUGGGUUUCAAAAUUGCUACAGACGAAGGCUGCGAUUAUAUCGUCAUGCACGACGUAGACCUGCUGCCCUUGAAUCCAGCCUUACCUUAUACAUACCCAAAAAAUGGUCUUUUCCAUGUAGCUUCUCCUGAGAUUCACCCUCGAUACCAUUACCCUACAUUUGUAGGAGGAAUACUUAUUAUUAAAAAAGAAGAUUUUAUGUUGGUAAACGGAAUGAGUAAUAAAUAUUGGGGCUGGGGGUUGGAGGAUGACGAGUUUUUCUUGAGGCUGAAGGAAGCUGGCCUUAACAUCUCGAGGCCGUCCAAUUUAACGACAGGGAUUGAAAACACCUUCAGACACAUUCACGACAGAGUAUGGAGAAAACGGGACAUGGUUAAAUGUUUCAACCAAAAAGAAGUGACAAGGAGAAGGGAUAGGGUUACGGGGCUUAAAGACGUCUCCUACUAUAUUAAAUCGAGGCAACAUCUCACAAUCGAAGGGGCCUCGCUCACAAUGAUAAACACGCUAUUGAGGUGCAACAGGACAAUCACACCUUGGUGCCUUUGUUCGGAAGAAAGGAAAAAUAAAAUAGAUAAGUCACCUAGAUUUUACAAAAAAUCAUCCCCCAUCAGAUGACCAUCGGGAAAACCUUGUAUAUAAUUCUAUUUUAUUGUACUUCGGGAAAAAAAUCCAUUUUUUAUCUACUGCUUUGUUUUUGUUUAAAUUAAGCAGUAUUUAUCUGUCCAUUUUUUAUGAUCAUUGAUGAAAUUGUUCUAAAAAGUAAUAAGUGUGACAAAUUACAGGAUGGACAAAUUGUUUCAAAAAUUUUAUAAGAUGUCAUUCAAAAGAGGAUAAUUACUCAAUUAAUUUUUAAAGAUUUAUAACAGCCCAAGGAAAGCAACAUGUAAUUAUAUUUGUAUUUUAUUGUGUGAAUGUAUAAUAAAUGACCAGUUUUAUAAUAAUAGGUAAAAAAAUUGGGGAUGAAAGUAUUGUCAUAAAUUUCAGCAAUUAUCAUGACCAUCUGGCUGUAAAAACUAAGUUAGCAUAUUGAAUGCUAUAUUGUGAAUGGUGAGUCUUGUAGCUGGAUGACUAGCAAAUACUAUAUUUACUAAUAGUAUUUAUUUAUUUACCUUUAAUCUCAGGUGAUGAUGGAAUAUUGGUUAUUAUCAUUUGACAACCAUAACAUUCUAUACAAAAAAUAUAAAUAUGUGUAUAAUAUAAAGUGAUAUAUAGUUUUUGUUUUUUAUAGAAUAAU